AGAGGCUUAAAUUAAGCACAAGCAAAAACAGAAGAUAAACCUUAUAAAUUGUCACUUUUCGUCUUCCCAUACUUUCCCUAAAAAAGCCUUCAAGCGGCGGUCAGCAGCAGAAGAAGAAACAUCAAACACACUAUGCUCACCAGCUAAUUAAUCUGAUAUCAACAGAGGCAUUACUUUAGUUUCUGUCUUCAUUCUCUCCUUCUGCUUUGUCCAUUUAUAACCAUUAGUGAUGAAGCAACGGUCAACGAACAAGCAACAGCUCUUGUGGGCAAGAAUGGUUAUGCGCAAAUGGCUUAACAUGGGUAGCAAAGAGUCUGAUUACAGUGCUGACCCUGAUGAUGAUGAUGACCCUGAAAGUGAUUCAGACAAUGAAGAAGGGGGAAGACAGUCGCGGUUUAGGGACAACAAAGGCGAUGAUGAAGCUCCAUCUGAAUCUAAUGAAUUUCUUCCAAGGUUAAGGAGGCAAAAGUCAUUAACUUCUAGGUCUCAGUAUAUAAACAAGAAGGAACUGAGAGUAUGUGUUGGGACAUGGAAUGUUGGAGGAAAACUUCCACAUGAUGAGCUAGAUAUUGAUGAUUGGAUAGGCAUUAAUGAACCAGCUGAUAUCUAUGUCCUUGGUCUUCAAGAGAUUGUACCCUUAAACCCUGGUAACAUUCUUGGUGCUGAAGACACUCGCCCUGUACCAAAAUGGGAAAAUAUUAUUCGGGAAACACUGAAUAGAGUUCAACCAAAAUCAUCAAAGGUGAAAUCCUUCAGUGAUCCUGCAUCUCCAUCAAAAUUUAAGCCAUCAGGUGACGUCCCGGACAUAGAAGAAGAAAUGUUACUUGAAAGUGAUAGUGACAUUGGUGAGGAAGUUCAUCCUUUGGUUGAAGAACAACACAAUGUUUAUGAUGGUGGCACUGAUAAACCAAUCACAGAUGAGGUCUUGAAUACAAAUUUACAGGCUUCAGAUGACCCUGAUUUACUGAGACAGUUUUCUUAUCCAAAGAGGUUGAAUAGGCUAAACUGUUUCCGUGAUGAAUAUUUGACCAAAGAUGUAGAAACAUCAUUUGGUCAACAGAGCAAUAAGCUAUCUAGAAUGAUUAGUGGUUCUGAAAGGAUGGGUUUGAAUUGGCCAGAGCCACAACUACAUCUGUUAUCUCAGCCAGUAUUGGAGAGACCAACUUCUUUUAAAUCUAUCAAAUCCUUUAAAGCAUCAAAGUCUUUCAAAACAUAUAGUUCUUUCAAGCCAUCUAUAGAUGAAAUAGGUUUGCUUGCUGAAAUUGACCUUGAAGCUUUAAUGAAGCGGAAAAGAAGAUCAUCAUAUGUAAGGAUAGUGAGCAAACAAAUGGUUGGGGUUUUCAUCACUAUAUGGGUACGUAGGAGCUUGCGUAAACAUAUUCAGAAUGUGAAGGUUUCAACUGUUGGUGUUGGUGUUAUGGGCUAUAUUGGUAACAAGGGAUCAAUAUCUAUCAGCAUGUCUGUAUAUCAGACCCUUUUUUGUUUUAUAUGCACCCACCUUACAGCAGGUGAAAAGGAAGGAGAUGAACAUAAAAGAAAUGCUGACGUGCGUGAAAUACAUCAAAGAACCCAUUUUCAUUCAAUUUCUGAUAUUGGACUUCCCAGGAGCAUCCUUGAUCAUGAAAGAAUAAUUUGGUUGGGUGAUCUGAAUUACCGUAUCAACUUGUCAUAUGAGAAAACAAGAGAUCUUAUAUCAAAAAAGCAGUGGUUCAAAUUGGUUAAGGAAGACCAGCUUAUGAAAGAACUCCAGAAGGGUGUAUUUGAUGGAUGGUCAGAAGGCAUGUUAAACUUCCCACCAACUUAUAAGUACGAGACUAAUUCAGAGAAGUACUAUGGAGAGGACCCAAAGGUUGGAAGGCGUACACCAGCAUGGUGUGAUCGUAUUCUUUCAUAUGGCAAGGGAAUGAGAUUGCUGAGUUACAGAAGGACUGAGCUAAAAUUUUCAGACCAUAGACCUGUGACUGCCACAUAUAUGGCUGAGGUUGAGGUGUUCUCUCCAAGGAAGCUACAACGAGCCCUGACAUUCACUGAUGCAGAGAUUGAGAAUGAAGAAGUCAUAACAAAUUUAGUUAGCUGGAAUUUAGUCGCAUAAUCUGGACAGGGUUACAGUAUGAGUUCUGAAUGAAGUAUAGUAUUUACAGAAUUUGAAGGAGGAGCAAAGACAGCUAUUGCAACUUCUCAUUCACACUGCCACUACUAUACAUUAGAUUUCUUCAUUUGAUUUGAUUUUUUUUUUUUUUUUUGUAAAUUUUUGAGGUCAAUGCUUUUAGAGAAAAUAGUUGUAUGAUUUGUGUAUAAGGUAUCUUACGAAUAUGAUUUAAAGCUAGUUGAUAGAUUGGCUUAUGCUGUAUAUUUUUUUACUGCUAUGGUGUGAUAUGCAUUGUAUGUAAGACCUUUCAUGGAAGCUUUCUAUAUGAUUAUAAAAAUAAAUAGAAAGCAAAUGUGUCUGAGAUGGUUGGUUCCCCAUGUUCAAAAUGCUGUCUCCAGCUUUGACAUACUCCAUGCAUUUUCAAUUUCAAGGCAGCACC
Molecule: messenger RNA, 2528 nt
Organism: Gastrolobium bilobum
Lineage: Eukaryota; Viridiplantae; Streptophyta; Magnoliopsida; Fabales; Fabaceae
Product: type IV inositol polyphosphate 5-phosphatase 3
Exons: 12
Coding region: 230-2092 (620 amino acids)
Biological process (GO): phosphatidylinositol dephosphorylation
Molecular function (GO): inositol-polyphosphate 5-phosphatase activity; phosphatidylinositol-4,5-bisphosphate 5-phosphatase activity; phosphatidylinositol-3,4,5-trisphosphate 5-phosphatase activity
Source: RefSeq, a predicted model, not a curated record